AAAGAAAAAGAGGAGAGAGAGAGAGAGAGAGAGAGAGAGUGAGAGAAGAUCAAUCGGAAUUAGAAGAUGGGAAUGGUAUGGCUUGAAGCAGCUCUUCCACUGGGUAUUAUCGCCGGUAUGAUGUGUAUUAUGGGCAACGCUCAGUACUACAUCCACAAAGCUUAUCACGGCAGGCCCAAGCACAUCGGAAACGACUUAUGGGAUGUGGCCAUGGAGAGAAGGGACAAGAAGAUCGUCGAGAUUUGCUCUGCUCUCCCUAACAAAUAGAUACACUCUUUUCUGGAUGCAUUAGUUGGGCAUUUGAAGAAAUAAAGUGAGCAAUCAAGUUUUUGAAAAGCCAACCAUGAGUUUCAAGUGGAUCACCAACUUGUGUUCUUUAUUCUAUUGUUUUCUUGUUGAUGUAUCUAUGCAUGCGUCGAAUUGGCAAAUCUGGUGGAGGAAACCAAUUUAACUUGUGAUUGUGUAAUCAUUUUACGGGAUCUGGAGCUUGUGAGCUUUGAUCAUUUUAUGCGCUUUUUAUUUGUAGCUAAAUCUGAGGCUUUCUUGGGUUUGUUGAAUAAUUGACAGAUUGGACAGGCAGUGUUUGGUGAUAAAAUUGAUAAAAAGGUUUCUCAUUUGAGAAUUAUUAUA
Molecule: messenger RNA, 630 nt
Organism: Beta vulgaris subsp. vulgaris (sugar beet)
Lineage: Eukaryota; Viridiplantae; Streptophyta; Magnoliopsida; Caryophyllales; Amaranthaceae
Product: NADH dehydrogenase [ubiquinone] 1 alpha subcomplex subunit 1
Exons: 4
Coding region: 67-267 (66 amino acids)
Source: RefSeq, a predicted model, not a curated record